Molecule: messenger RNA, 2022 nt
Organism: Coturnix japonica (Japanese quail)
Lineage: Eukaryota; Metazoa; Chordata; Aves; Galliformes; Phasianidae
Gene: FOXC1
Product: forkhead box C1
Biological process (GO): anatomical structure morphogenesis; regulation of transcription by RNA polymerase II; cell differentiation
Molecular function (GO): DNA-binding transcription factor activity, RNA polymerase II-specific; RNA polymerase II cis-regulatory region sequence-specific DNA binding
Source: RefSeq, a predicted model, not a curated record
GCCGCGCUGCUCGCCGCGGCGGGAGGGAGGGAGGGGGACGGCUGCCGGGCGGCCAUGCAGGCGCGCUACUCCGUGUCCAGCCCCAACUCCCUGGGCGUGGUGCCGUACCUCGGCGGGGAGCAGAGCUACUACCGAGCGGCGGCGGCGGCGGCCGGCGGGGGCUACGCGGCCAUGCCGGCCCCCAUGAGCGUGUACUCGCACCCGGCCCACGAGCAGUACCCCGGCGGCAUGGCCCGAGCCUACGGGCCCUACACGCCGCCGCCGCAGCCCAAGGAUAUGGUGAAGCCGCCCUACAGCUACAUCGCCCUCAUCACCAUGGCCAUCCAGAACGCCCCCGAGAAGAAGAUCACCCUCAGCGGGAUCUACCAGUUCAUCAUGGACCGCUUCCCCUUCUACCGCGAGAACAAGCAGGGCUGGCAGAACAGCAUCCGCCACAACCUGUCCCUCAACGAGUGCUUCGUCAAGGUGCCCCGCGACGACAAGAAGCCGGGCAAGGGCAGCUACUGGACGCUGGACCCCGACUCCUACAACAUGUUCGAGAACGGCAGCUUCCUGCGGCGCCGCCGCCGCUUCAAGAAGAAGGACGCCGUCAAGGACAAGGAGGAGAAGGACCGCCUGCACCUCAAGGACCAUGCCCCUCCACCGCCGCGCCCGCCGCCCACCGCAGCCACCGGCGCCGAGCCCGAGGGCGGGGGCCCUCCCGCGGCCGGGGCCGCUCCGCCGCCGGUGCGCAUCCAGGACAUCAAGACGGAGAACGGCACGGCCUCCCCGCCGCAGGCCGUGUCCCCGCAGGGCGCCGCGCCGCCGCUGGGCGCCGUGCCCAAGAUCGAGAGCCCCGACAGCAGCAGCAGCCUCUCGAGCGGCGGCAGCCCCCGCGGCGGAGCGCUCCCCGCCGCCCGCUCCCUCGGCAUGGAGGGCCCCGAGCCGCCUCCUCCUCCUCCUCCACCUCCUCCUCCUCCCCCCCCUCCGCACCACCACGGGCCGGGCUUCAGCGUGGACAACAUCAUGACCUCUCUGCGGGGCUCCCCGCAGGCGGCCGAGCUGGGCGCCGGCCUGCUGCCCCCCGCCGCCGCCGCCCCUCGCAGCUCGCUGCCGCCCGCCCUGUCGCUCGGCGCCUAUUCCCCGGGUCACAGCUCCGCGGUGUACGGCUCGCCCUGCGGCCAGCCCGCCGCCGCCGCCGCCGGCUCGUACCACUGCAACAUGCAGGCCAUGAGCCUGUACGCGGCGGCGGGGGGCAACGAGCGGCCCGGCGGCCACCUGCCCGCUGCCAGCCCCGCCGAGGAACCGCUGCCCGACUACGCCAUGCCCGGAGGGGGCGGCGGAGGGGCGGCCAACGGCGGUGCGGGGAGCGGCGGCGGCCCGGGCGGCGGCGGCGGGGCGGGGGGCGGCCACCAGGAGGGGCACCAUCCGCACCCGCACCCGCACCAGGGUCGCUUGGCUUCCUGGUACCUCAACCAGGCGGCCGCGGCGGCGGCGGCGGCGGCGGCGGCGGCGGGGGAGCUGGGAUACGCGGGGCCGCAGCAAAGUUUCGCCGCCGGUCCGCGGGACGUCUUCGAAGCGCCGCGGAUGGGGCUCAGCGCCUCGCCCGGAGGUGGAGGAGGCGGCGGCAACGCGGGGAGCGGCGGCGGCGGAGGAGCGGGGGGCGGUGGCAGCUGUCAGAUGGCUUUCCCCGGCAGCCAGCCGCUGUACCGCGCCUCGGGGGCCUUCGUCUACGACUGCGGCAAGUUCUGAGCGCGGCCCGCCGCCCGCAACCCGAGUGCGGGGCGGUGAGAGGACGGCGGUGCCCGCUCCCACUUGGAUGGUGCGGACCAAACGCCACAAAGUGUUUCCCCUUCCCCGAGAAGUGUCGUUAACACGGACUGAAACGCCGAUUUUUUUUUUUCCACUCUAUAUAUAUAUAUAAAAAAAACAAAGGGAAACUGUAUUAAUCUUAUUCUAUCAAUAUUUUUUUUUUCUCGUUGAAAAUAUCCCGAAGGUAUCGCGUUGUUUGUUUAUUAAUAAAUUACCGUUCAGUUGGAAUGA